AUGAUUCUCAGAGUUGCUCAUUAUAGGAUAAUUGCUUCCCAAAACCGUCUGGAGGUUGUAAGUGCAAUGUUGAUAUGGGAUUUGGAGAAGAAACCAGGGAAUUCUCCAGCGAUGCCGAUUGUAAGAAAAGCAUUGAAACAUUGUUCAAAUUUCCAAAUUACUAUUUUAGGGCAAACCGCGGACAAUAAGAAACAGUUGAAUGAGGAAAUCAAGGAGAAGUUUGGAGAUUUCAAGGAAAACUGCUUCCCAAAGCCGACUGGUGGAUGCAGAUGCAACGAAAAGGACGCACAAGGAAAUGAGGUCGUUACCGCCUACAACGACGCAGCUCAGUGCAAAAUUCGUUCCAAGCGUGACGUAGGAGCUACUGUUCAACGACAACCUGCCACUAUUAACCAACCAGCACAGAAGUACCGUUCUCGCGAUCAACCGAGUCAGAAUGUUCGCGAUCCUGUUAGAGAACGUGCCCAGGCAAACUACGCAGCUGUGCUGGAUGAGUUGCACAACAAGUUCAAGGGAUUGAAGGAGGGAUGCUUCCCUCGGCCGAAGGGAUGCCUCUGCGUAAUUGGAAAAACUGCCGAAGGACGAGACAUCACUGAACGUCGUAUGAAGGACGCUGACUGCAAAUGCAAA
Messenger RNA from Cylicostephanus goldi, 630 nucleotides. Lineage: Eukaryota; Metazoa; Nematoda; Chromadorea; Rhabditida; Strongylidae. The record is from the annotation of a GenBank genome assembly.